Messenger RNA from Rhopilema esculentum, 3174 nucleotides. RefSeq names its product membrane progestin receptor gamma-B-like. Gene Ontology annotation, molecular function: signaling receptor activity. Gene Ontology annotation, cellular component: membrane. NCBI's taxonomy places the organism in Eukaryota, Metazoa, Cnidaria, Scyphozoa, Rhizostomeae, Rhizostomatidae. The record is from RefSeq and is a predicted model, not a curated record.
GUUCGUUCCUGGCGAAACUUGCUUAAAGGUGCAAUUCAUAAGAACUUUUUAAAUGGCUUAGAAAGUUUCUUUGAUUUUGUCGUUUUCGUCUAGAUAUUACGCCUGAAAGUUGACAAAAAAGCAGAAAUAAUGUCACCUUAUUUCAUAACAGUGUGAUAUAAGAUAUAAACAGAGGGAUUUUGCAUUGUAAAGAAACAAUUCCUUUGCCAUUCGAUAUGAAUUAUACAAUUGUUUUAAAGUAUAAGAUGAAAUCAUGAAAUUACAAGAAAUAUCGGAGAUAAGAAUGAGUUUUUGACUGAUUAGCUUUACUUAACUAGCUUAACUAUAAAACCGAAUUAAAUUUGCAGCAAGUUUGAAAGAAACAUAAAGUUCGCUGGGCCUAAAUUUGAAAAAGUGAAGCUGCCUUUUCGAUCUGGCUUUCUAUAAGCAUUGUUAAGUAUGGUUUGCAUAAAUAAUAAUGGAUUCUAAAAGCUCAUCCGAAUACCAGUGCUUGAAUAUGCAAAGGAAAUGAAGCGAUGAGGACAGGUGCUCUAAAUAAGGACAAUAAAUAGGAAACCGCAAGAGCAGGUGAAUCGAAGAAGCUUGCAUGCAAUCCAUAGUUUAACUUGCUCCGGAAGCCAUCGCAGUCAUUAUCACUGGCUUCUUCAUCAUACUCAGAUUGAAACCUACUAUGACAAAACUGCUAGAAACCAGACAAUCAUAAGCCACAAUGGAAUGCGCUAACGAGAGGCCGCCACAAGAAAUCAACAGAAACGAGGUUAAUCAAAACGAGUCAGAUAAAUUCAAUUCCAAUGUUGAGUGGCACAAAGCAGAUCAUUCAGUUAAAGGGCGGGGCCAUUUAAAUUCACACUGGAAGAAGAAAUUCACUUUGCACAGAAAAGAUGUCAAUCCACAAUUUAGAAUACCCUUCAUAAUAACAGGGUACCGCAGUCCAAACCUCAACGCACUAGAGUCCCUUUACAGUGCGUUUGUGCCCAGCUGUAACGAGAGCAUUAAUUUCUGGUCACACUUCAUAGCAUUUGUUUUGUUCAUAGCCAAGUUUAAGGCACUGUUCUCCAGAGAUGACUACUCUCUUGAUGAUUCUAUACACUGGCCAUUGCUCUCGGCAGCUCUUGGAAUCUGUGGGUUCUGCUUUGCCAGUUCAAGCGCACAUAUGUUCAAUUCGAUGUCACCAUCAGCCCAGCAUUGUUGCUUCUUCAUGGACUACGCCGCUAUUGGCGUUUAUUCCGUUGGUGUUGGUCAAGCAUUCUUUUUCUACGCACGUCCAAUUGCGCCCGAAAUCUUCCCUUUCAAGUCAGCACAGCCAUUCACAAUUAUUUCUCAAUUAACCUCUAUAACAACAACACUUCUUUGCUGUUUAAGCAGGCUUUAUUGGACGAAACACAAAUAUCUGAUCCGAACCUCAUCCUUUGUGGCACCUUUUCUAGUUAACGCAUCACCAUACCUUUAUCGCAUGAUCUACUGUGCAAAUGACGUCGACUGUAUAUCCCAAGACUCCUUGUGGGUAUUUCAAAUUCAUUGUUUCUUCUACAUUGCCUCGGCUUUGAUAAACAUCCUUCGUGUUCCGGAACGCGUUUAUCCUGGGAAAUUUGACCUGCUUGGCCACAGUCAUCAUUUUCUUCAUAUUUUUACUGCAAUUGGUGCUUCUUAUCAAUUUGACUCCAUCAACCUAGACAUGAGAGCGAGGAAAAGUGAACUCAUGAAGCAGGCAGUGCAAUGCAACUUUUGGAACACCAUUUUAUCAUUUCUAAUAAGUGUAAUAAUGAAUUUCGGCAUUGCUUUGAUAUUUGGAUCCAAAGCUGGUGAGCACACUGAAGAACACGAAAAAGAAAAAACUACAUAGCUGGAUGAUAUUGAAGAAUAAGUUUCUUUGGAGUUUCAAAUUUGUACAAGGAUCACAUAAGCUUUUACGUGUGUGUUUGAGGUAAUGUGUAACUUGAAUGGAAUGGACACAAUUCUGUUUUAUUUUGUGAAAAUAAAUAUACUUAAAGGUGCAUUUUAGGCGACCGUAUUUUCUGCCUAACAAAAGUUGCUUGGUCCAAAACUAGCGCUAUUAAACGUCUCCAUCUAUAAUUGGGACACAUAAAAGACUAGCGUUCCAUUAAAUUUUUUUUAGUAAGUUUAAUAUGGAGAAUAUUCGAGAAACGACAGGCUCUUUCUUCACUUCUAACUUUAAACUAUAAAAGAUAAAUAAGUUCUUUAACUUCUUUUGUUCAAAUUUAAAGUCAAAGUGCCAAUAAUGAGUAACUGCAAUCGAUUUUAUAUCAUGUUCUCACGUUUUAUACUCUUAGAGUGUCUGGCAAAAAUCUUUGAUAUGAUAGUAUCGUAUAAAAGUUAUUUUCUUGCUGUUUGUUAGCAAUAUUUUAUGUUGUGUGUCUUGUAACUCAUCAAAGAUGAGAAAAUGCAUAAAAUGCACUGAAUGUUUUUUGUACCUCCGAGUAGUUUAACAAUAUAUCAUAAAAUUUAGUCAAACUUAAUUAAUUUUCAAUUCAAAAACUGUUGCUUAAUUCAUCUUACGUUAUAUUGGAAAACAUUGAAUUUUUACAGAUAUUCGAGAAUUCUUUUGUUAAAUUAUUAGCACUACGCUUCAAAGCAAGAGCAAAAGGUAACACGAUAACACUUUAUCCCAAAGUUUCUUGUUUUUGUUACACGUUGUGUGUCGUGGAUCUCCAGGUGUUAUCAAACCAGAACUUUCUUUCUCUAGGUGUUAUAAGAAUUAUUUCACUGGAAAAAACCCAUCAACCAACAUGAGCUCUUGGUUGAGCAGAAAAAAAUUUUCAAAGAUGAAAUUCGAUAGAAUAAAUAACAUUCUAGAAACGCCUAAUUAUUAAAAGAUCUGAAUUUCCUAUUAAAGCAAAAUAUCUCUAAAUGCCUUAUCAAAAACAAUGAAUGGCCGGGGUCCAGUGGAGUAACAGAAAAAAUAUCAGAACAGUGAAAGCAACUCGUUAGGGCCUCCAAGUCUUAGGAGACCUGAAAGCCACCCCCCCCCUCUCAAAAUGAUUGAAAGAAGAAAACAUUCUAGCAGAAGAAAUAGGAGCAAUAAUGAAAAAAUUUAGAUGUCUGACCAUUCCAAUGUUGGCUGAAGAUGACCAGCCUUUGCGGCGGAUCAAUUAUUUCAUUCUAUUUAUUGUUGUUAACAUGGUUAUAACUAUUUAAAAUUAUAUGUUUCAGAAU